UAAUUCUGCACCUCAAAUCGUCGUCACAGACACGUCACGGCGAUUCCUGCAGGAUGGCCACAAGAAAGCCAAAGGACAAGAGCCUGGGACUCAUGACUGCCGGCGGCAUGGCCGGUGUCGUGGCCAAGACGGCUGUUGCACCGUUUGAACGCGUGAAGAUUGUGUGCCAGACCGGAGACUCUGCCGUGGGAAUGCUCGCAACGGCCCAGCGAAUUGCCCAAACCGAAGGCGUGCUUGGAUAUUGGCGAGGCAAUUUUGCUGCUUGCGUGCGCAUUUUACCCCACAAGGCGGUGCUCUUUGGAUGGACCGAUAUCUACAAGAGUAUGCUGGCGUCGCAGCAGCACGUGGCAAUCGACCGUGCACGCCUGGGCUUCGUCGCGGGAGCGUGUGCAGGUCUCACUGCAUGUAUCCUCACAUACCCACUCGACUUCAUUCGCACGCGCCUGUCGGGUAAAAUUUCGUCACAAGCGCAAUACCGCGGCAUGCUCCACGCUUUCGUCACCAUCGUCCGCGAUGAAGGCGCGUUGGCUCUCUUCAAGGGCAUGGGACCGACCCUGGUUGGAAGCAUUCCUUACGAGGGCAUCAAGUUCGGUUCGUAUGAUCUGUUCCGCGAGUUAUUACCCACUGAAGUGGACCCAAAGACGGAUUUUCUCGGGAAACUCGUGUGUGGUGGUGGCGCCGGCAUGGUCGCCACCGUCCUGACGUACCCAAACGACACGGUUCGGCGACGAAUGCAAAUGCAAGGAAGCGACGGAGCCAAGCGCCUGUACAAACACACCAUUGACUGCUACAUCAAGCUGUACCAAGUUGAAGGUCUGCGGAGCUACUACCGUGGCCUUACGCCCACCCUCGUACGAGCUAUGCCCAACAUGGGAAUCCAAUUCGCCUGCUACGAAGUCUUUCGCAGCUGGGUUCCAGCAUAAUAAUGUAAAUCUUGCAACCAGCGCGUGUUCAUGUGCCACGCGAGUGGGCGGGACUGGUGAAGU
Molecule: messenger RNA, 986 nt
Organism: Aphanomyces invadans
Lineage: Eukaryota; Oomycota; Saprolegniomycetes; Saprolegniales; Verrucalvaceae
Exons: 1
Coding region: 54-923 (289 amino acids)
Biological process (GO): transmembrane transport
Source: RefSeq, a predicted model, not a curated record